AUGGCUUUACCCAGCCUGAGAGCAGCAACAUGCCACAUCUCACCCCACAUUUUCUCUGCUGCUCGCACAACUCAGAAGACCAUUCAAUGCAUUAACAUUGCUGCCAGACAAUCCGCGAAUCUUGUCGUGUUUCCCGAAGCAUCAAUCCCUGCGUUUCCACUAUGGUCAUCACUCCUCCCGCCGACGCACACCAAUCAUUUCUUCCGACGGAUGGUGCAGGAGUCGGUCUAUGUUGACGGCGAAGAGAUCUCUGCCAUCCGUCAAGCAGCCCGCGACAAUCAUGUAGUGAUCAGUCUGGGAGUGUCUGAGAAGGUGCGGUACAGCGCGGGCACUCUUUUCAACACCAAUAUCAUCAUCGGCGAGGAUGGCGAGAUUCUGGUGCACCAUCGCAAAUUGAUGCCUACAUUCUUUGAGAAGUUGACCUGGGCUCCUGGCGAUGGCUAUGGUCUACGCGUGGCACAGACCCGGUACGGCAAGAUUGGAGCCCUGAUCUGUGGUGAGAACACCAACCCACUAGCCAGAUAUACCCUCAUGGCACAGGGAGAGCAAAUUCACAUUUCCACCUGGCCUGCCAUCUGGCCUACCCGAGUGAUGGUCGAGAAUACCGGCAAUCAAGACAAUCCUGUAAGCACAACGGGUCGCAAUUAUGACAACAUUGCGGCAAAUCACACGCGAGCAGCCGCUCACUGCUUUGAGGCCAAAUGCUUCGGGAUCAUGAGUGCAGGCUAUCUUGAUGAUGCUGCCAUGGCUGACAUUGCCGCGAUGACAGAGGCACCAGAGGAUAUGCACAGGAAGCUAGCAAGCUAUCCACAAGGAGCAAGUCAAUUCCUGGAUCCGACAGGCAAGGUUGUCCAGGGAGGUUUCGCCAUGGAGCUCACCCAAGACCAACGCCUAGAUGUCCAAAACAUGGUCACGAACAGGGAAGCAAUUCUAUUUGCGGAUCUCGACCUGAAUGAAUGUAUAGAAGGCAAGCAGUACCAUGAUGUUGUUGGCGGAUAUCAGAGAUUUGACGUUUUCUCGUUGCAAGUAAAUCGUCAGCGUCAUGAGCCUGUACAAUUCCAUGACGGGAACGAGAAUGGAUCGAGCCUGAGGAGCAGCAGCCUUGGGAACGAUGAGCAGAAAAGUUCCGGCGGGAAAGGAAGGGAAGGGUCGGAGUGA
Fonsecaea pedrosoi CBS 271.37 is the source of this 1158-nucleotide messenger RNA. RefSeq lists its product as uncharacterized. NCBI's taxonomy places the organism in Eukaryota, Fungi, Ascomycota, Eurotiomycetes, Chaetothyriales, Herpotrichiellaceae. The transcript has a single exon. Gene Ontology annotation, molecular function: catalytic activity. The record is from RefSeq and is a predicted model, not a curated record. Bases 1 to 1158 code for a protein of 385 amino acids.